This is a messenger RNA of Heterotrigona itama, 2407 nucleotides long. The record is from the annotation of a GenBank genome assembly. Lineage: Eukaryota; Metazoa; Arthropoda; Insecta; Hymenoptera; Apidae.
GGCCUGCCGUGUGGCGUACAACCCCCGGAACCUGUGCCGGACCCCGAUGGCGACAAAUUGGCGACGAUCGCGGCCCGAUUCAGCUAUUUCCAAGAGAGAAAGAACACGCUGACCACGGCAAAAGUCGAUCUACGUAGGAACAUCAAUCCACCGGCCAGGUACAAGAAUGCGAGGCCAACGGUCAGGCUCAGGCCACGUCAGGUCCUCUGCAGCAAGUGUAGAUCGAUCUGUAACGAGAAUAGCGAGAACGUGGACGUCAGCAGAAAACGGAAGCACGAUGAGAUUCAGCAGGAACAGCAGCAGCCGCAGCAACAGCAGGUCACGGGUCAUGGCGCCACUCGAAGGAGCGAUCGACGUUGCGGCCAGCAGCCGCAAAAAACUUCGAGAAUACUGUUCUCCGAAUGUCAGUCGGAGAACAUCACGAUGUCAUCUCAUCAAACAGCCAAGUCCUCGUCGUCUACAGCACUCAGUCCCGACUCGUCGAAGCUUGUGCCGUCUCUCAUCCCAAAAAUCUCAAGACUUCAACCGAAUGAAAUCAACAAUGCCAUGCAAGCUAAUGAAAAGGUGAAGAUCGAUCCGUCGUAUUGGAACAACCGAGCCGAGGAGGGUGACUCGUCGGCGAACGCGAUGGAACCAACGGAGGAACGCAUGGAAUCAACGGAUUGUGACAGCAAUCCAUCAAUGGCGUAUUGUGCCACGCCCAGAAGGCUUAGCAGCUCUUCCGUGGAGAGUGCGAAAAUACCUGAGGAAGAGGAGAAGAAAACGCUCGCGGCCGCGGACUCGACAAUGAGGCCAAGAACGGGUCGUGUGCCGCGAAAGAAACGAUCCGUCGGAUCUAUGGAAGAUUUAUGGGACGAAACUGUGUUCGAAGACCCGACGAGAACAGCCAGAACUACACCGGUGAUUAAGAUUUCUUUCGGUGCUCAGGGUGAAGGGACUGUGUUGAAAAUACCCUCCAAGAUCCAAGAUCCUGAGUACGAACAGGAAACCGACGACGCCGAAGACGCGCAGAUGGAGAAAGACCCGUUGGAGUUGCCAAAAAAUUUCGAUAACGAUUACGAUUAUCGCGAGGACGGAGAGGAAGACGGACAGGAGCAGGUGGAUCCUCAGAAACAAGGUGUGAAGGAUGCCAGUGCGAAGGCUGCGAAACGCGCAUUGAAGAAAGCUAAGAAAGAGGCCAGGAGGAAAAUGCUUGGUGGAGUUUCGCCUGCGAGAUCUCCUUGUAAUGGAUCUCCGCGUUACAAUCCAACAUACGAUACAUUAUCGUAUCAUCGUCGUAAGCAUAAAGUGAAGCAUAAAAAGAAGCACAAGGAGGACCGUAAACACAAGAGCCAACAAUCGCAGCAUCAGCAGCCUUGCUUGGAAUCCGGAAGUACCGAAAAUCAACAGAAUUGGAAUGUUCUUCCGGGUAGCGAGUCGUACACAGCCAUAAAGGAGCAGUGCCUGAAGCAAAAAUUAUCCAUAUCUCUCAAGAGGUUGAAUACAAACGCUUAUGCUAGAUGUGAUUACCCUGUGAGUAACUCUUCAUCGGGUUGCAAGACUCCUGGCGCGAGCAGUGAUGAACUGAGUGAACAGGAACCUGAAGUCGAUGCCGGUGAAACAGCUCCAGACUUUCCGCCGCAGUCUCAUCCUCUGAUGAUGCGUCUUGCUGCGACACCUGUCGAACAUUGUCUGACUGCUAACGGUAGAAGAAUGGACGUUGGUGACGUGGUGUGGGGAAAGAUUCAUGGAUUCCCUUGGUGGCCUGGAAAAGUUCUUAGUAUUACAGUUUCUUGUAAAGAAGAUGGUACAUCGUCUGGACCACAGGCCCACGUCGCUUGGUACGGUUCCUCGACAAGUUCUCUAAUGUCGUGCGACCAGUUGAGUCCAUUUUUAGAAACAUUCAAGACGCGAUACAAUAAAAAGAAAAGAGGCCCGUACAAGGAGGCGAUACGGCAGGCACAGAACGAAGCUCGAAGUCAGAUCACGCCUAACUCGACGAGUAGCGUGUUAAACGUGUGUAGUUCACCUCGCGAGGUCAACGUUCUCUCCUAAGGGAAGGUGCAUGGCGCUCGACACCAUUCCUUCAACUGCCGGGUAUCUGCCGGCGAAUAUUAAUUCUAACGGCGGAUCGAAAUUGUCAUGUAAUAUAUAAAACAAAUUUUUGUACAUAAUUGAUCUUAGCAUUAAUGGAAUAGAAUUCUUGAUCGAUGUUUUAAUUCAAUUGAGUCGCGCUUGCUGUCGUCGUUUGCGUUAAAUAUCAUUAAAUCAACGAUGACACUAACACCGAAUGAAGUUUACUGCCAUCACUAGCGCGUUUUUUAAUCCUCAGCUUUUUAUCCUCAGUGAACAUUUAGUGCGUAAAAGAUAUUUAGAUAGGGUUUAAUCUCUAGAGAUGACAUGUCAGCUCUCGAGGUAUAAUUUCGUA